UAUGACCCGCGCUGAAGCGCCGAGUCCUGGUUUUUGCAGCGUUGUGGUCGGUGGUCAGUGACACUCUUGCCUCGGUUCCGCGAGCCUUUUCUCUACUAUCCCUGCUGUUGUCGCCGCCGCUGUCGCCUGCUCUGCGGAAUCAUGGUGUGCUUCCGCCUCGCCCCGGUUCCGGGCUCCGGGCUCAUUCUGCUGUGCCUGGUCCUGGGCGCUGUCUCAUCUUAUGCAUUGGAACUUAAUUUGACAGAUUCAGAAAAAGCCACUUGCCUUUAUGCAAAAUGGCAGAUGAAUAUCACAAUACGCUAUGAGACCACAGACAAACAUAAUAAAACUGUAACCAUUUCAGACUUUGGUGCUGCAACGUACAAUGGAAGCUCUUGUGGGGAUGACCAGAAUGGUCCCAAAAUCGCGGUGCAGUUUGGGUCUGGUUUUUCCUGGAUUGUGAAUUUUACAAAGAUGAUAAUAUCUGCUUAUUCAGUUGACACCAUCUCAUUUUCCUACAACACUAAUGAUAACACAACAUUUCCUGAUGCGGAAGAAAAAGGAGUUUUUACUGUUUUUGACCCUGUGGCAUUACGCAUUCCACUGAAUAACAUCUUUAGAUGCAGUAGUUUAUCAACCUUAGAAAAGAGUAAUGUUGUCCAGCACUAUUGGGAUGUUCAUGUGCAAGCUUUUGUCCAAAAUGGCACAGUGAGCACAAAAGAGUUGUUGUGCGAUAAAGAUAAAACUUUAACCACGGUGAAGCCCAUCAUUCCUACCACUGGGCCUUCUCCUACUACAAAACCCUCUCCAAAGGAAAAGCCAAAGAUUGGAUCCUAUUCAGUUGUAAAUAGCAAUGGGACAUGUCUUCUGGCUACCAUGGGACUGCAACUGAACAUUACUCACGAUAAGGUUGCUUCGGUUAUUAACAUCAAUCCCAACCAAACUGAAUACACUGGCAGCUGCCAUCCCCAAACUGCUCUACUUAGCCUGAGCAGCACAACCAUCAAGUAUCUGGACUUCGUCUUUGCUGUGAAAAAUGAAAACCGAUUCUAUCUGAAGGAGGUGAAUGUCAGCAUGUAUUUGUUUAAUGGCACUGUUUUCAGCAUUGCAAAUAACAAUCUCAGCUACUGGGAUGCCCCCCUGGGAAGUUCUUAUAUGUGCAACAAAGAGCAGACUGUUUCAGUGUCUGGACUGUUUCAGAUAAAUACCUUUGAUCUAAGGGUUCAGCCUUUCAAUGUGAUGGAAGGAAAGUAUUCUACAGCUGAAGAAUGUUCUGCUGACUCUGACCUCAACUUUCUUAUUCCUGUUGCAGUGGGUGUGGCCUUGGGCUUCCUUAUAAUUGUUGUCUUUAUCUCUUAUAUGAUUGGAAGAAGGAAAAGUCGUACUGGUUAUCAGUCUGUGUAAUCAAUUAAAUCUAGUGGAGUUUUUUUGUUUUGUUUUUUUGCCAUCAGAGGUUGUGUUUUCCAUUGGCUAAAAGCCAGGAAAUGCUGUGCAAUUGAUUAAGAUAUGCAGAUUAACCUCAGUGAGUUGCUAGCUAACUUGGGCAUGAGUAGCACCAUUAGGACCAAUUUCUUUUUUUUUCUAUUUUUUUCUUCCUUUGUAAAAGUGUAAUUGAAAGAAAAAUUGUGGCUUAGAAUGUUUUUUUUUAGUAAAUAAUGAUUUUUAAGCCUCUGAAUCCAGUUAUGAAAGCAUUUCUACUGAAGUAUAAUUUUGUAUGUUGCACUUACUUGUAUUUUUGCCUUUUUGACAUUAUUUGCAAAGUCAACGCUGUUAGAGAAUUUAACUUGCUUCAGGAAAUAAAUUCAAGAACAUAAUGAAUUCAUCUUCAUUGGUGGCAAACAUAAAAUUUGGUUUGUAAUAAGACUUAGUUUCCCCACUGCCUAAACAAGAUUAUUUAAAUUUUGAUUUAAUUUUCCUGCUAGUUAAAAAAAAAAGGAAAAGAAAGGAAUGUCUUCAUAAUGUAUUUAAUAGCAAAAGUCUGGCUGUUUAUUACUGUUAGUGGCUACUAUAUUUUAACAAGGAUGUCUUUUUUUUUUUUCCCUACUGGAGUUUGGAAUAUAUUGAUUAUCUCAGAUUUGCCAUUUAUGCUGAAGGAUGAAGUAAGAUCUACGAUGUGUUUUUUUGUUUGUUUUGUUUGUUAUUUGAGGUGUUGAUAUAGAACGGGUUAUUUUUUUUUUGAGUUAUGAUUUAGAAUUCUUUUUCCUUUAGAGCCUUAACUUGUUCAGAAAGUUAAUUCAUCCUCUGCUAAAAAAACAAAACAAAGCUUCUCUGUUUUGUGUGCCUCCUGCACUCUCUAAACCCCUGUAUGAAUAAGUUCUAAUUGGUAUUUUUAACGUAUUGGUUUCUUUUUUCUCACAGCAGCAAGCACUAACUCUAGAGGCUAGUGUGCCCUGAAGUAUCAUCAGUCAGAUGGCUGUCUGGCCAGAGCUGGACCAGGAUGAUUCUGUAAAUUUGUUCAUCUUGAUACAGACUUAUAUCCCUGUAGGGACCUCUAAUGGCUCUGGCUGCUGGAGUAAGGUACUAGAGGCCACUCCCAGUGUCUGCUUGAUUGGCUAGGCUAUUGAAUUGUCCUUUGAUUUGGAAGCACAGUGUUGUAUUUCUCUAGUGUCCAAAUGGCUGCUUUGCAUGCCUGUUAUUAGCAUAAGGCAGAUGUUUAUUUUAUCAGGCUAUUUUAUCUCUAUAUAACUCAAAAACAAAAGUUUUCCAAAGAUCUGCCUUCAUUUUAAAUAUGUUCCUUGGAUUAAAAAAUUUAAGCUUAAACCUUAAAUAAAGUUAGUUAUUAAAUCCAAGGAUUAGGUCCCCAUCUACCUCUCAGCACAGUGCAGAUGCUCAGCACUGUAUUGCUGCCAUUAACUGAUGCUAGAGCUCUUUGCCAGUAGUUGAAAUUGGAAAAUUUUGUUUAAAAAAGAAUUCAUCAUCAUCUUUCUUUACUAUCUUUAUAUGUGCAUCUCAAAAGCAUAUAUUCCAAACUGGAGUAGAAAUAGAUCGCUUAACUACAUUUCUCUUAGAACUCUCUGGUUCUGACUUGCAGACUCAAGCUCUCCUCCCUUUGCUAGGUAUAUAAAGAAUGUCUUUUAAAAUGUUCUCCUUUGAAAACAAUUGCUUAUUUGUUAUGUGGUCAAAAUGAUGGCACCAUAAAGAACAGUGGCUUCAUUUCAAUAAAUAUUUUUGAGAUGAUUGUCUAAAAGCCAGGUUAUUUAAAUCAGCUUGUGACCUUGCUAGGUAUAUGGGUUGGAAAAUUCAGAUACAUUUAAAAGUUUUCUACCUUUUGGGUAGAAGACUAACAUCACUAAUUCUUCAUUGGGUAUCAUGGUUUUAUCUUAGUUAAUUAGCAAACGUUUAAUUCUUCCUUGAGAAUUAAGAUUAAUUAAAAUAUAAAAUAUUAACAGAGUUAAAACAAAAACUGCUUCAACUCCAGUAAAAUGCAGGAAGCCCAAAAUAUAUGAACGCAGUGUUCGAUAAGCUUUGCUCACUGAGUUCAUUUUUAUGUCAGUAUAAUAAUGGAUCAGAUAGUAGGACUUUGAAUUCAUGAAUAUAAAGAAUUGUUUUUACCUAAGCUUCUUUGGAAGAACUGAUGCUUGCUGCUACCUAAAGUUUUGGAUAUAUCAAUAUAGUGAACUAAUAAUACCUACAAAAUAAAGCAUACUGUGAUACUCCUGUUUGAUCUGAUAUGUGUGAAUUUUAGACUGAUGGAUUAAAAUAUAAUAAAGAUCAUACAAUCUGUAUCACUAUGGAUAACUUCAUUUUUAUUCCAUGUUCUCAGUCUUAAGAGCUUGGAUUGAUUUGUAAAAUUUGAGUUCCUCAAAUUCUUGUCUCUUGAAUUGUCAGUAGGACUCAUAUGAUCUCAUAGGUCUGCAAAUUAACCAAGUGCCUUCAUUAAGAAGGCAUUAGAAACUUUAAUGCAGACAUUUCAAAUAUGGGGGCCUAUGUGGUCAUGAAAAUUCCAAGAAAGUAUUGAAAAUAUAGUAUGGAAAUCAAAUUUAAGAGCUUCAUAAUUAAAUGUAUUUUUAGCACAUGUAUGUCUGCGUUGAUAAACUGUACUCACUGUUGAAGUUCUUUCCAUUCUGAGCAAGAUACACAUCAGGGAUAUGAUGGGCAGAGAAGGAGCUAUCCAUUUUCUGAAAAUUCCUUUAAAUUGCUUAUAACCCAGCAUAAUGCUCAGGUGUUAUAUGAUUGGAUUAAAUGACAUACAUUCCUUUUUACAUAAGAGACAUUUUUGGUGGGAGAAGGAAUUGAACUUUGGAUCUCUCCAUAGUUCCUAAGUAACAGGGUUUCGUUUUCUCAUAAGUGUUUGAUGGCUUUUAAUUCAGUCAAAAAAUGGCCUUACCUUGCAUUUGUGGGACUGGGGAGGGGGUUCUCUAUAGAACCUGUCUGGUCUCAGCUUCGCCGAAUAUAUUUCAAAACUACACCUCACAGAGCCUCUGAAAGAAGCACUUUAAGAUUACUGAUAACAAGUAGAGUGGUUCUAUAUAUGUUGCCAUGUAUCUAAAAAAGUCAACUUGGAGGUCCAUCUUUUUAAAUUCAUUGUGUAUACUAGAACUGCCUAUUUCUAAGGAAACAUUUUGCUUUCUCUUUGCUUUCAUUGUCUGUAUGUAUUUUGAUGGCAGUUGUAAAUUUGAGUCCCUCUGUUUCAGGAGAUAAUGAACAGGAGAAAUCUUGGUAUGCAAUACAUUUUUAGUAGGAAAAUGCAGCUAUAGUUUAUUGAGCAGUUACAGUGCUGUGCACUUGACAUGCAUUUCAUUUAAUUCUCACAGCAACUCUCUGAGGUUGGGCAAUAUCAUUCCCAGUUUACAGGAGGUAACUGAGGCUUGAGUUGGUUACUUAACAAUAAGUCCCACAAAGAGUAAGUGACAAAACUGACAUUUGAGCCCAGCUCUGUCUGCCUUCAAAGACUGUGCUCUUAACCACUAUGCAUCCUGGCUGCUAAGAAGCAGUAGAUUUUUAAAAAGCCAUAUACCUUAUAUUAAAUGGUUACAGAAAUCUGACUUCUGUACUCUCCUGUCCUGCAUGUGGUCACCCUGUAAAUGUUCUUCAGUAUUCUUAAAAUAACUUGAGUUUUGUCGAGCCCACUUGAAGUGAGGACAGAUGUGGCAGCAUGCCUUUGAAAGAUCAAACCAAGGCCAGUUUGUGCUUUACCUCAUUAGUAAUGUUAAGCCUUGAAUGUCACUUUUUUUUCAGAGUUGUAUCAUCUAGUUAUUCUGAUCAUGUAUCAUUAUCAUUCUGCCCUCAAACUGUUCUGCACCAUGAAAUCAUUUUGACUGUGCAUUAGUGUGUUUAAGAGACUAAAUGGAACUGUCUCUCUCCUCACUUUACCUAAAUUAAUGCUAUCCCUACCCCCCAGCCAUCCCCCAGCUUUAAGUGCAGUAUAGCCAUGACCCUCAGCAGUUGUUGCUAGGUGGUUCUGAGCCUUAAUACGCAGUUCUUACUCUUCGAUCUAGAGCCUUUUUGAGAGGAUUUCAAGAAAUCCUUAUGUACAUAAAGUUUCCAGCCAUAAUCUGCAACACUUCCUGUCCCACCUCAUUUACUCUCUUGUACUCGCUCCACUCCAGCCAUACUGGCCUCCUUGCUAAUCCUCAAAGACCCUAAGGGUGCCCUCACUUCAAGGCUCUUUGCUUGCUCUGCAUUCUACCUGGAAAAAUAUUCCCCAGCUAUGCUCAUGGCUCACCCUCUAGUCCCAUUCACCUAGUCAGGGAAGCAUUCUCUGAGCACUCUUAUCUAAUACAGCACUUGUCACCCACCACUUCCCAUCCUCUGUACUCUUUCACUUCUAUUACUUGUCACCUGUUACCAUCUGACAUACUAUGUAUUUGACCUGUUAAUCUGUAUUUCAUGUAUGUCUCCCACUAGAAGGUAAACUUCGAGAGAGCAAGAAUCUGCUGUGUUUACUAGUCCGUCUCAGUUCCCAGAAGAGUGCCUGGCACAUAGUUCACACUGAAUAAAUAUUUGCUGAUGGAUGAGUGGUCGUCUUGUGUAAUAGCUAAACACUUAUCAAGCACCUACUACCUUCUUUCAUCAAAUCUAAGAUGCCAUCAGUUGUAAGAUAAAUACUGCCAAUUAAACUGUGAGAGGCCUACUGGUUUCAAAAAUGUGGGAAAAAAUGUACAUCUUACUGUUUUUCUUCUUUUUUGGCCGUGUGGCACAGCAUUUCAGUUCCCCAACAAGGAACUGAACUCGGGCCACGGCAGUGAAAGCCUGCAAUCCUAACCGCUGGGCCACCAGGGAACUCCCCAAAAUGUACAUCUUAGAGUUGAUAUGCACCACGCACUGUGGAGAGUGCUCUAUGUGGAUUAUAACACUAUUAAUCCAUUGAAUGCAUUUGGGAUUCAGACCCAAGUGGUCAGAGCCAAUGCCUUUAAGCACUCUACCAUUACAACCUCCCUUUAGGAUGACAUACUGCUUCUUGUGUCAUUUUCAAUUCCAAAAAUAGAAGUCUGUCUGUGGUGGCUAUGAUUUUCAAUUUUAAAGCAGAAUAUUUAAUAUUCAUGUUUCCUUUUAAAUGCUACAUAGCAUAGGAUGGCAGGUAUAUCAGAAAAGAAUUUGAAUCCUAGCUCUUAAUGCACAGCGGUGCAGUAAAGUAAUUUAGACACGGUACUGAACCUCUCUAAACCUAGGUUUCUCCAUCUGUAAGAUGGAGGUGGUACUACUACAUAUCUUGUAGGGUUUUAAAUGCCACCAAAUAUACAUAGUAAGCAAUAAAAGUGAGCUUUUUUUAUGAUACAGAUUGGAAUCUUCCUAAAGAUGGUAGAUGUCAAAUGUUUAGACAAGAUCAUGGAAAGAGGAAGUGAAGAGAGAGAGUAGGGCUGAGAUUAAAGCUUUAAGGAACAGAAAUCCACUCAAACUAGGUUAAAAAAAAAAGAGGAGUGAAUUAUGAAGUGAUUGGAUAAGUCUCUCAGAAUCCAAUUGAAGGAAGUACAUCUGGGACUCAAAGGAGUAGAGUUAAAUUACAAAGCUUCAACUAAGAAUAAACAGGUGAUAACUACUAAGAAAGUUUAGAAAAAAAUAAAUGUGAUAACUUGCACUGCAUUUAUUAAGGUGUGUUAUAAAGCUAGGGUGAAAUGUUAGGUGGAUAUAAUAAUAGACCAACAAUUUAAUGGACAACACACACACAGUGUAUUUGGUAUUUGAUAAAGAUGUUCUUUUCAGAUCAAUGGGGAAAGAAUGGAACAUUGAAGAAUGAUGCUGAGAUACUAAGUUGGUUAUUUGGGGGAAAAUACUUUGAGACCUACCUCAUAAGUACCAAAAUAAAUUCCAAGGAUGAUUGAGUUAAAUUUUUUAAAACUGUAAAAGAUACAGAAUCAAAUAUAGAUGGUUGUAUCUUAUCUCAAAAGAAAGGCCUUCCUAAGCAUAAAAGAAAAAGAAGUGACAGUGGAAAGGAUUUCAGUAUAUAAAAAUUUAAUACUUCUGACUAUCAAAAUGCCAUCACACACGAAUAUAAAGAUAAACUACAAACAAGGAAAAAUACUUGCAUCUUAAGUAUGACAAAGGGUUAGUUUAAUAUCCUUACUAUUGAAUAAAUACAAAAUGAUAAAUAUUGCAUGAGUACACUUGAAUAAGGACCUGAAUAGCUAAGUCAUGACAGAAGAAAUACAAAUGGAUAAGCAGUUUGAAAAAAAAAUCCAUCUUUCUAAUAAGCAAAGAAAUAUAAAUCAAAACAAGAUAUCUUUCAAACUGGUUAAGAUAUUUUUAAUGAUUAUAUUUACUCUUGGGCACAGUACAGAAAACUCUGCACACUAACACAGUGUUGAGAGUGAAAUGAAAAUUUGGAAAAUCUAAAUUCCCAAUGAGGUAGAACUGCUUAAGUAAAUUGAAACACUGACAUGACAGCAUGUUACAUGGCCAUUUAAAGUCAGAUUCUCAAACAAUUCAAAUAUGAGACAAUGUUCGUGUUUUACUGUUAAGUGAAAAACAAAUGUAGGAAAGAAAUACGUAUCAUUUUUAUUUUUUUGGUAGGUAAAUCUAUGUAUCUAUAUAACUGCUCCUCUGCCAUCCAAGAAAUGCUUCUCCCAAUCCCUAUACCUUCCCCCAUGCGGAGUGCAGAGCCCACCACAGAAAGGAUCCAGAUUUGAGCCACUACUUUCACAGCUGAGGAAGCUAUGGAAAAGUAUGUACCAUGUUGUGUCUUCGUAUAUAUGUAUGUGGAUAUAAAUAUGCAUAUGUGUGUAUGUAUAAAGUAAAUACAUUAAAAUAUAAACAGCAGUCACC
Molecule: messenger RNA, 8181 nt
Organism: Hippopotamus amphibius kiboko
Lineage: Eukaryota; Metazoa; Chordata; Mammalia; Artiodactyla; Hippopotamidae
Gene: LAMP2
Product: lysosomal associated membrane protein 2
Exons: 9
Coding region: 142-1383 (413 amino acids)
Biological process (GO): protein targeting to lysosome involved in chaperone-mediated autophagy; cellular response to starvation; autophagosome maturation
Cellular component (GO): autophagosome membrane
Source: RefSeq, a predicted model, not a curated record